Messenger RNA from Heteronotia binoei (common prickly gecko), 1529 nucleotides. It is a transcript of the gene ZBTB22, whose product is annotated as zinc finger and BTB domain containing 22. Gene Ontology annotation, biological process: regulation of transcription by RNA polymerase II. Gene Ontology annotation, molecular function: DNA-binding transcription factor activity, RNA polymerase II-specific; protein binding; RNA polymerase II cis-regulatory region sequence-specific DNA binding. The record is from RefSeq and is a predicted model, not a curated record. NCBI's taxonomy places the organism in Eukaryota, Metazoa, Chordata, Lepidosauria, Squamata, Gekkonidae.
AAGCGGGGCUCUCCCGUGGCACCAUGGAGGCCUCCAUCGUCCACGUGGACUUCCCGGAGAUCACCAGCGCCCUCCUGGAGAACCUGAACCAGCAGCGGCUGGAGGGGAAGCUGUGCGACAUCUCCAUCCACGUGCAGGGCCGCAUCUUCCGGGCGCACCGGGCGGUGCUGGCGGCCUCCUCCCCCUACUUCCACGACCAGGUGCUGCUGAAGAACAUGAUGUCCAUCGUGCUGCCCAGCGUCAUGGACCCCGUGGCCUUCGAGAUGGUGCUGGGCUCGGCCUACACGGGCAAGCUCAGCAUGGCCUCGGACGAGAUCGUCAACUACCUGACGGUGGGCAGCGUCCUGCAGAUGUGGCACAUCGUGGACAAGUGCACGGAGCUGCUCAAGGAGCGUCGCGGGGCCCUCCUGGGGCCGUCCUCCACCUCCUCCUGCUCCCGGCCUCACUCCAGCCGCACCAGCGACAACCAGUCCCCCAGCAGCAGCAACUACUUCAGCCCCCGGGACUCCGGAGACGGCCCGGAGCCCCCCAAGUACCUCCCGCGGGGGGGAGCCGCCUCGGCCGGGGAGCGGGACGAUGAGGAGGUCAUCUUCCAGGCGGAGAAAGGCCCCUCGCGCUGUGCAGACCCCUUCGCCGGGGGCAGCAAGUUCAUCCUGGAGACGGACGACGACGUCAGCGACAGCGGGGAGACGACGGGCAGCUGCGAGGGGCGCCGGCCGGCCUACGUGCGGCCCAGCAUCAUGCCCCAGAAGCAGUGGGUCUUUGUCAAGAAGGAGCGCUCGCAGGAGGACCUGGUGCUGACGUGUGAGGAAGACGAGGACCCCGUGGAAGCGGCCGGCCCGGCCCCCGAGGCGGCCGCCCUCAGCAUCACCGACGUGCGGACCCUGACGAAGCCCGGCGGGGCGGCCCUCGCAAGCUGGAGGAGCAGGUGAACUUCUGCGAGUCUUCGGAGGACUUCCCCUCGCCCUACGAGGGCCUGGAGGACGCCUCGCCGCUCCGGCUCCUUCCCGCAGCGCUCGCUGAUGCCCAUGGACAUGCAGGGGAACCAGAUCCUGGUCUUCCCCCCGCAGGCCCCCGUGGAGCACGGGGCGGUGCCGCUGGCCGCCAGCUCCGGGGACGGCAGCAAGAUCUUCAUGUGCCACUGCGGGAAGGCCUUCUCCCACAAGAGCAUGCGCGACCGGCACGUCAACAUGCACCUCAACCUGCGCCCCUUCGACUGCCCCGUCUGCAACAAGAAGUUCAAGAUGAAGCACCACCUGACGGAACACAUGAAGACCCACACGGGCCUCAAGCCCUACGAGUGCGAUGUCUGCGCCAAGAAGUUCAUGUGGCGAGACAGCUUCAUGCGCCACAAGGGCCACUGCGAGCGGCGCCACCGCCUGGGGGCGGGGGGGAGCGCAGGAGUGCCAGCCGCCUCCGGGACCGUCAAGAAGGAGGCCUCCCCCUCCCCCACCAGCGGGGACGCCGAGUGGGCCCCCGGACGCUCCCCCCGCGGAGAACUGGCCUUUGCUGGGAGCAGCAAGAUGUGA